This is a messenger RNA of Episyrphus balteatus (marmalade hoverfly), 6182 nucleotides long. RefSeq names its product chaoptin. The record is from RefSeq and is a predicted model, not a curated record. Gene Ontology annotation, molecular function: protein binding. Gene Ontology annotation, cellular component: extracellular matrix. Bases 1790 to 6052 code for a protein of 1420 amino acids. Lineage: Eukaryota; Metazoa; Arthropoda; Insecta; Diptera; Syrphidae. The transcript has 6 exons.
UCGUCGAUGAAACAAAUAAUUAUCCUUCCAACCGGUGUUUUUUCAUCGUUUCAUAUAUCAUCAUAGUUUUCACACAAAAAAAAAAAUAAAAAAAAAAAAAACAUAAAACAAAAACAACUGAGCAUAAUUUUUGGAAUGUGAGAGUACUUUUUUUGGAGCUUGAAACCGAAAUUGUUAUAAAAAUACAAAUCCAAUACCAUUCAGUCUCUGAUGCGGUUUCGUUUUGAAUGAGUGUGAAUUGUAAAGUUAAAAAAAAAAAAUAUUGAAGAAAAUUAAAAAAGGAUAUAAAUAAAUAAAAGGCGCAAGGAUUAGACCCCCACCAUUGACUGUGCUACUCUAGUUUUUUUUUUUUUUUACUGAGUCCACAAAAUUUACUGUCGUUUCAAAAAAGAAAAAAAAAAUAACCAAAACCACCCUCAAUAUUUUUUUUUUCUGUGGUUGUGAUUGCCACAAAAUAAAAAAUUAAAAUAAAUCAAAGUCCUGAAAACAAAUCAAGAAUUCUCAAGGAUCUCAGCCAAAACAGAGCAUUAACUCAACCAGGAAUACCUUCAAGUUUAUUUUUUUUGUUCUCGUCCUUUUUUCCAAUAACCUUACCGUACUUAUUUAUUUAUGCGGCAAUAAUUUUUUUUCUCUCCUUUAUUUUUCAUCCCGAAUUUGUUCAUCGUCUUUCAUUCGUUUGUCGUGUGGUCGUCGUAUAUUCGUUCGUCGUCAUCGUCGUCGGCGGUUAAGGAUAUAUAUUUCCUUCAAGUUCUUCGUCCUUUCCAUCAAAACGAAAACCAAAUCGACCUCCAAACUACCCCAACCAUAAAAAAAAUUUACCCCGAAAAAAAAAAUGGUAUAAAAUGAAACCAAAGGGAAAGUUCCUUACGAACGUUGUUUGAAUAAUUAAUUAUAAUCAGCUUUUGGAUUAUUGUUUACUUUUUACUGUAACAAGUCGGUAGAGUGAGUUUGAGUCCUGCCAGAAGGAGUACAGUAGAGUAAACUUAAAUCCCACGAAAGGCGAUCGUGAACGAUUGUAUGUUAUUGUAAAAAAAAAAAAAAAUAAAUACAAAAAUUAAUUAAACCACUCACAACUUGAGUUAACGGUAGAUACAAUAUUAUAUAGCACUCGUUCAAGAAUUUUUUAUUUUAUUUUAAUGCACGGUGAUUUAUGACUGACAGGGAUUCACUACAACUGCGAGUACAGCGAGGCUGCAAUGACGUUAAUUGAGAAGCCACACUCAUUAUCCUUGUCGCAAUUAUUGAUAUGUUCGUUAAUUGUAAUGAAAAAUGUGAAAUGUAAAAAAUAUUUUCAUAAAUUAAUUCAAACCAAUAUAUAAAAAGAGAAAAAGAGAAAGAAAGAAAGAAAGAGAGAGAGGGAGAGUUUUAAAAAAAAAUAUGGAUCAAUAAUUUAUUGUCAUUUUCAAUAAAAAUUCUGUUCGCGAAGUGAUCAUGUGUGAGAAAAUCCUUUAAAAAGGAUAAUACUUGGUGAAGUGAAAUGUAUUGAAAAAAAAAAGAAGAAGAAAAAGAAUUAAAUUAUAUUUGGAUGAAUGAAUAACAUAUAAAAGGAUUAAGGAAAAUUUUGAAAACUCCUGAAUACAAAAAAAAAAAAAAUAACAAGGUUAACCUUACAAAACAGAAAAAAAAAACAAGGAAAGAUAAACUCCCUUAAAAAAUACAAGAUAAAUACAAAAAAAAAGGAUACAAAGUACCUUCCUAUCUUCUUUGAAAGCGUGGGAAUCAAAAGCGUCUUUCUUUAACAAAAAAAAAAAAAAUAUUGAGGAUUGGCAACAACUUGGAUUAAAACCAAAUGAAAAUCUUUAACAUCAUGGAGGUGUUUCUUGUUGCUAAUCAUUUGAUGAUGGAAAAUCAUCGACCAAACCUCAUCAUAAUUUCAAUAUCGAUGUUGUAUUGGUUUAAAUCCUCAGUGGAUUGUUGGAAAUUUGAUGCACGAUUUGCGGCUGGCGGCGGCGGUGGUUCUGGCGGUACUGGCACUGGUCCUAGUGGUAAUGGUGCUGGUGGCCCAGCCACUAAUCCCACGGUUAGUGGCAAUGGCGGCCAUGGGCAAACAUCACCAAAUGGUCAUCAUAAUGUUGCAAAUGGUGCAGGUGUAGCUAGAAUUGUCAAUGUUGGAGGACCAGCGAGUAGUAGUAUGGUGGGUGGUCAGCGAACGAAUAUCUCAUCGAGCAAUUCCCAAGGACCAAUGCCGCCACCACCUCAUCCUGGAAUAACAAUGCUAAAUGUAAAUCAACAGGAUAUGCUUUAUGCUUGCCCGUUAAAUAGUAUGUGCCAAUGUGCUGGAUUGCCAAAUGAAACAUCAACUUUGAUUGAGAUUAAUUGCAAUGAGGUGGCACUUUAUAAAUUUCCUGAAUUUGUUCACAGUUCAGUGAGAUACAUUGAAAUGUCACAUACACAUUUGCAAAGUGUCGACGAUGAGACAUUCCAAGGACUUCGCUUGAAAACGCUUAAACUGAUUGACAAUGAAUUGCAGGAUAUAUCUGAUCGGAGUUUUAGCACGAUGACACAUUCUCUUAUGACGUUGGAUAUAUCUGGUAACAGAAUGCAACAUAUUCCCUUGGAUGCAUUGCAGAAGUUGCAUUCGUUGACACGUUUAGUUGCACAACGUAAUCACAUAACUACUCUUGACGGUAAUUGGGAGAGUCUUUUUGACACGUUGCGGAGUUUGCAUCUUUCUGGAAACGAAAUAACUGAAAUUGCAUUGAAUUCACAUGAUGGUGGAAAUUCAUCAUCAUCUCCAUUUGGAUCACAUUAUCCAAUGGCUGUACAGGGUGUUCAAACAUCAUCGGCAUCAACUUCGUCAUCUAUGAACUCAAUUUCGGGUCACAAUCAUAUAACCCGUCCAUUUUCAAGGCUACAAAAGCUUUUAUGGCUUGACUUGAGCAAUAAUCGGAUUUACCACAUUGGUUCAAAUUUUCUCCCCCGAAGUUUGGUAACCAUAGAUUUGUCCAGCAACUUACUGGCAAGUUUUCCUCAGCAGCUAUUUGAACAUCUCUUCGGUUUGAGAAUUGUUUCACUCAGGGAUAAUCUAAUCCGGAGUGUCCAGAAUAAAGAAACCGUUCGAUUGGUGCGAAUGCAUUUGGAAAAACUCGAUUUGGGAAUGAAUCUUAUCGAAGUCAUAGAGUCCGAUUGGUUCCAGAACAAUUAUAGCGACGUUCAUGUGAGAGCUUUGAAUUUGGAGAAAAAUUUCAUUCGUCAUUUGCCUCCAGGUGCAUUUAAAGGAACUGGAAUUGUCCAUUUGGUUUUGGCAUUCAAUGCAAUUGAAAGAAUCCAUGUCAAUGCUUUCGAUGGAAUAACUGAAACUUUGGAAUAUCUAGAUUUGGAGAGAAAUGAGUUAAGUGCAGUUCCUGGGGCUAUAAAAUCUCUACACAAGCUGAAAUAUCUGUAUCUUACGUCGAAUAAUAUCUGUCAAUUGUCAAAUCUUCCCGAGUUUGCUGGUAACCUUCGGGUACUCAGUUUGAGUGGAAAUAAUUUCUCAGUGAUUCCCAUCAAUGCCUUGAGAAAUUUCACCGAACUAUCAUAUCUCAAUAUGGGAUACAAUACAAUCACUGAAAUUCCCGAGAAUAUAUUCACUGUUUGGGGAAGUCAGUUGCAAACGAUUCUGUUGAGGAACAACAAAAUUACCCAUCUUCAUUUGGGGUCCUUUAACGGCUUAGAUCAGAUUAAGGAAAUCAGUUUGAGUUUCAACGACAUUACUAUCACCAAUCCGUAUGUUUUUGAAAAUGUCUCCCAGACUUUGAAAAUUCUCGAACUGUCAUUCGCUGUCUUUCCCGCCAGAAGCCUGGAAUCUAUCGACCCUUUAGAAGCUCUGAGUCCUCUCACCGAACUCAUGUGGCUUGGCUUGGACAACAACAAUCUCAAGGCAUUAUCAAAUGAAUCUUUUGCAGCUAUGAAAGAACUCAGCUACAUCAAUCUCGGAUUCAACCAUCUUAAACAGAUUCCACAAGGUCUAUUCAUUCCAGAAAUCCACCGACACUUGGUAGAAAUUGAUCUCUCCUAUAACUCAAUCGAAAGCCUACCUUUUAGAGCUUUUUAUAACUUGGGUGAUCUACAGACCAUCAAUAUUCAGUCCAAUAAAAUCCGUUCGAUAGACCGGCAUGCCUUUUUCAACUUAGAGUUCCUGCGGUCCAUUGACAUGUCCUUCAAUCGGCUUAAAAAUAUAUCACAUGGAGCUUUAAGCUUCAUGCCAAGUUUGGCCAGUCUUGACUUGACUCAUAACUCCCUCUGCAUGUUGUCGCUAAAAAUGUUUCAUUACGUGUCGAAUGCUUCAACACCUCUGCGACUCAACAUAAGUCACAACCAAAUUGCCAUAUUUGAUGAUGAACUGAGCUCAUACAUGUACAUCUAUCAUCUAGACGUUAGCCAUAAUCUGAUAUCGAAUAGUCUUAGUUUCAGUAAUCUUGGAAACACCCUGCGAAUUUUGAAUCUAAUGAACAAUGAACUAUCGUCUCUGGGAAAUCAUGCGUUUGGUGAUUUGGAAUUUCUAGAGGUUUUAAAUUUGUCUUAUAACAACAUAAGUUCCCUGCGUCGAAGGAGUUUUCAGGGCCUCAAUAGCCUACAAGAACUUGAUCUGAGUAACAAUCGUCUUGAUCAAUUGCAAGUCGAACAGUUUUCCAAUCUUCGAAAAUUGCGAAUUCUACGAAUACGGAACAAUCACCUGCGAGCUCUUCCCCGAGAGGUUUUCAUGAACACCCGUUUGGAAUAUCUUGACAUUUCGCAUAACUUUUUGACAGUUUGGCCAGUUCCAGCAUUCACUGACGUCGGAUUCACCUUGCGGAGCAUACAAUUUGUAGCAAAUACAUUGGAAUACUUGGAUUCAAGCAUGUUUAUAAACUCUCAAUUCCUGUUUGAUUUGAAUUUAUCUCAAAACAAGAUCACAGUGUUGCCAGAUAACACUUUUACGUUCCUAACCAAUUUGACUAAUUUGGAUCUCAGCUUUAAUCCACUGGUGACGAGUAAUUUGCGAGAGGUUUUCAUUCAUACGCCCAGAGUUCGACGCUUGAAUAUCCAAGGAAUGGGUUUGUAUGUUCUGCCACCAUUGAAUCUGCCCUUUUUGUCCCAUCUCGAUGUGAGUGGGAAUCAUCUGCAAGAGAUUUCAUCGCUUCAUGCUAUGCGAAUGUUGAGGUUCCUGGAUGUGUCGCGAAAUAAAGUGACCAAUAUAAGCAGCGUUGUGGAUCAUCUUCCAAGUUCUCUGAGAGUGUUGGAUUUAGCUCACAAUCCUAUCCGACGGAUAACAGUGCAUGACAUGAUAGGCUUGCGACACUUGAGUGAGUUGAAUAUUCUCGAUGUUAAGGUUGCCAAUCCAAUUGGAUUCUCCAAAUUGCGAAGUCUUCGUCGAUUGCAUAUGUCAUCGGCAGCAAAUUUGGGUGAAAUUGUAUCACGCAUUCCGGGUCUUCAAGAGUUACGAAUCCAUGCUGUCGAAUCGAAUAUUGGAGGAAGUUUACUUGCGAAACUUGUGAACAAUACAAAACUAAAUGAAGUCGAAUUGUAUGGUACCAAUGUGCAGACAAUAAGCAGUGAUGCUUUGGAAGGUCUUGCCCGCAGUCAUAAACUUACUGUCCGGAUAAGACAUACAAAGAUUUCUGAUCUUCCGCCGGGUAUUUUUUAUACUUUGCGUUCGGUGCCACAUUUAUCGAUUGAUAUUUCGGAUAACCGGAUAAACGCAUUGGCAGCGGAUAGUUUUUAUCCGAAUAAGACGUAUUGGGAUACAGUUGGUACAAGGAGCAUAAUGGGUGGUUUAGAUACAUCGAAUAAUCCGCUGGAAUGUGAAUGUGGAUUAGUGUGGUUCGGGCAUUGGCUAAGGAGAUGGCUGCGAGAAUCGGCGCAGAUACGAGUUAUACCUAAGGACGAUAUGAGGCGAAUGGUGCAGCGUGCCCGAGCAAAUACCUGCCAUGAUCCAACCACCGGUAAGAAGCUUCCCAUAUUGGAAAUAUUCCCGGAAGACUUACUUUGCCAAGCGAGUGCUUUGAGCAGUUCCAGUGCAAAACUAUUUCUCAUCUCAUUUGCUGCUACAGUACUGCCCAUAUUUAUGGUAUCACUCCGGUUUUUCUCAUAAUAAUUAUUAUUAUAAAAAUUAAAAAAAAUUAGAUUUUAAUUAAAAUUUAAAUAUAAUAUAUAAAUUUAUAUAAAAAAAAAAAUACAUAAAAUGCAUUGAGAAAAAGGCUGUAAUAUACACUUACCAUGUU